CCAAAAAUGGACCUGUAACCCCUUAACUUUAACCCUUCUAUCCUAACCAAUAUUUCACUUCUUAUAGCUUUUAGUACAGGUGAUGAUGUCAUCGCCGCCUAAAUUUGAUAACUCGUAAUGUCUUUCGUGCAUCUCGCUUUGUUUUAGUUUAGUGUGUGUGAAAAAAGUGAUGUCAAUACAAAAAAAAGAAGAAGAAAAAAUAAAAAUCCUGCAACUUCAACCCAAAUUCAAACCCAAAAUCCAAACAAAUCUCAAAAAUAUAAAAAUAAAUUAGAAAACGAAAAACCCAGAAAAGCCGAGCCAACACACAUUUCCCUUCUCUCUCCUCUUCCGUUGCAGGGAAACAAGAAAGAAAGGAGAAGAGAAGAGAGGAGGAGGAGGGCGAAAGGUCAAAAAUAGAAAGAUCAUGCCCACAGAGGGACUCCCCUAAGAGAUACUCACCCUAAAAAAUGACUAAGCCGGAAGAGAAGCAUCUGCAGCAGUUGCUUCUGCAAUUGGAGAAGGUGCCACGCCCCCAGCUGCAGCAGAAAUUCGUGGGGCACUUCAAAAGCAAGGGCGGCAAGGACACCUGCAGCCUGGAGGACUUUGCCGCCUACUUUUUGGCUGCACUGCGUCAGACCACCAAGCCUUAUUUCUACUCUCGCAGCUCGGAGACUCCUGUUCAAUCUUUGACACCCAUUCGACAGCCCAAAGCACCACCAACCGACGAUGUGGUGAAGGAUCUGGAGGAGCAGCUACAGUUUAAUGAAUCUCUGAUCCUCAACAGGAGCGGAAACUCCGCAACUCCAGCUCGCCAGCAGCCGCAGGGUCGCAGAUCCACGCCAGGAAGUGGCGGUCAGUUUUGCAGCACGCCCAAUAGAAGUGGAGGAGGAGCAGCUCCUCCCGGAGGAGGUCAUAGCUUCUGCCUGGGCGACUUUCUGGUCACCACGCCCAACCAAAGCCAGCAGCGUUCCAAGAAGAAGACCACGCCACAGCAGAAUCAGCAAGGAGCCGUAACCACACCCCAAUCCAAACCCAGGCGAAGAGUUCUACCCAUGACCAUCAGCAAGAAUGUCUCGGCCAGCUCCUCCUCCUUUGGCGACACCAGUUCCUUUAGCAACGACAACAAUCUCUGGCGCAUCUCGCAGAGCAGCGAGAUCUUCGAUAGAAGUCAGGGAGCCGCCCUCGAAAUGGAGGCACGCAAAUCGCUGCUGCUCAACAAGCAGGAGAUCAAAAGUGAGGCUCCAAUCAGUCAGCAGGAGAGAACCCCCGACGAUGAGAUAUUCCCCGGGGAAACCUUCAAUCUGGAGGAUGUGAGCGAUACCCACCAGUUGCAGUUGCUGGCCAGCAUUUAUAGCCUGCUAAUGGACUUGAAUCUAGUGCCCAAUGUCCUCAGUGAACUGAGCUUUGUGAUGCAGUUGGUCAACAUAAGAGACUUUGGGCAAUCCUCUGCAGAAUCUGAAGCUCCCGCUGCCUUGGAGCGACUCACCCAGUACAAAAGUUGUGUCUUUUUUGCCUUGAAAAUGCUAGAAAAUCAGGAAAAGCUACUGCUACAAUUGGAUAAGAGAACCCUAGGAGUUCUCCUGCAGAACGAGAGAUUGAGCCUGCUGCCAGCGGCGAUGGUGCAACAACUGGAAAUGAGCUGCCAACAGAGACAGGAGCUGUCCACACCCUUUUCCCUGGACACCUCCUCCUCAUCGGCUCAACAGAAUGUCUACUAUCAUGUGGAAAAGGAUUCGCGGGACAACUUUCCCACGCAAAAUGAGUUCGGGGCCUUUAAAACCCAGCGAGAUUUGUUCUAUAAAACCCUCAAGCAGUGGGAGGUGAGCCACCUGAAUCGCAUUUUCAACUUUGCCAGCGAGUUGACUCCUCGGAUUAGGGAAAUCUUCAAGGUAUCGGAGCAUCCGGUGAAUAUGGCUCACUUUGCCAAGUUGUUUGUCAGUCAACUGCUAAUCUCCGCCACUGAAACCACCGAAUCUCCUGAAGAACUGGGCUUAAAACUGGAUCCUCUGAGGCACAAUAAACUCGCCCAGCGACUGGUGACCUCGAAUUCCAGUGUGGAGGGUCAGUUUCCCCGUUCGCAGGCCUUUUUCCGUGACUUUAUAGCCAGCUGUUCGUCGCUGGCUUUUUUGGUGCACCUGAAACUCGCUCUAUUUGCGCAGUUAGUGCGUCACAACGACUCCACCUUUGAUCUGCUCCAGCUGGCCGAGGAUGUGGGUACCGAGGAGCAGUCCGCUCAGCAGGGACCUUACCUGGUUCGUGUCCAGGCCAUGGCCAACAUGCUAAUCCUGGCCAAAUUUCUGGGCUAUGUCACUGUUUUGCCUUUCAGUGGGACUACCCAACAUGGCAAUCCAACGCCUCCACAUCUUUGCCCACAACAACUGCAGUUGCGCAGCCACUUUCAUCCGGAUUUCAAUCUCCGCGAGAUCUUGGAACGCUCUAUGCGGCAGGGCAAGCUGCUGAUCACUCUACCCUGGUUGGUUCAAUACCUGGUGAUGCUCGAUUUGGUCAGCCUGCAUCUUCCCGACUCGCUGGCCACCUUGGAGCUGCUCUACGGAUUGUAUGCGGGUUUGCAUAUGGAUAAACUGCAACCAGGAGCUGUGUUUAUGGCCAGGAGUUGCAUAGGCUGGCUGUUGGAUGCACAGCCGCAGUUGGUCAAUGGUUACUACAGUCAUAGGGCUUUGAUUAGUUCAUCAUCGGUUGUGGAUCUCUGCCUGAAUGGCCUGCGUUGCCAGGAGAAAUCGAAUAGUUCUUUACUAGAGGAACUUCUCCCCGUGGCUUGUCCUUUUCUUCAAGAGUUCCGCGUGAGCAUCACGCCCUCUCGUCAGGCGAAGAGUGGUCGGUUUAGGUACAUCACCACCAGGCUGGAGCAACUGCAGCAGACUGGCAGUGGUGUGGCCGCCAAGGAGACUUCUAGUGAGUUGACUCCCUCGGAGCAGCAGCAGCGCAAGUUGGCCGAUGCCUUCCUGCACUCGCAAAAUGCCUCCACCAGGCGGUUAAUUGAAUUCGUGACCGAACGCAGUUUCAAGUGCGUGGUGAAGGAUGCCCAGCAGGAGAUUCUACUGCCCUCCAAGUCGUCAGCGGAUGCUAGAGUGAAUGAAAUCAGCUCUAUAAAGCAGGAGGAGGUGUACCAGAAGCUGCAGCAGAUCUUCCAGGAGGCCAGGGAGAAGGUCUGUCAGCGGUGGAAGGAGCAAGUGCCUCAAAUGCUGGACAGGCGCAUAGGUCAAUCGCUGGAGGCCCUACUACCCGCCAGCACCAAUGCGGUGCUGCGUUCCACCUAUGCGCAUUUGAUUCGCAUUCAAGCUCAGUCGCAACUGCAGCAGUGGCUCCAAUCUAGUGUCCUCCAAUCCACAUUUUAUCAUGGGGAUCUCCAGGAACUUGCCAUUAAGGUUUUCCACUCCAACAGAAACAAGGCGGAUGCAGCUGGUAUUUCCAGCGGUGGCUCCACUGAACUCCAACUUAGACCAGAUUUGGGCUUCAGCUUGUCGGAGUUGCUCUUCCAGCUUCAACAGUGGCUGCACUGCCUCAGUUUGCGGCCCGAAAAUGUGGGAUGUCGGGAGGAUCUUGGAGAACUGCUCAAACAAUCCCAACAGGCUGUAUUGUUUCCCCAAAUGCCCACUGUUUUCUAUCACCUAAUUGGCUCGGGAUUGGUGCAUCUCCUCCAGCUGCUUAUCAACAGAAAACCAAGUUACCUUGAUGACCAUGUAAUCUCAUCCUGCUGCUCCGUGUGGCGUUCACCACAGUUCCUGGCCAGUGAAGCCUCACCGGGAAUCUACGAAGGCCUGCUCAGCAUAAGUUUUGUGCAGGAGAUGGGUCACAAUAUGGACAACUUUCGAAUGCUGGAAAAACUCCUGAGAUCCAUGCUGCAAUCAGGAGCCAUAAAAGCGGAUCAACUAAACGAACUCUUCAUGCCGCUCUUUGCGGAGAAUUGGCCACCGAAUGUGUGGAGCACCCUCUCCAAUCUCCUCCAGCAACUCUCGCUUUCGGGGAAGGAUACCUCCAACGAAAGCCACGAAGACGAGGCCAAAUCGCAUUUGUUUAUGGAAAUGCUGGCCGAUUUAUCACGGGAUCUGGAUAGUUUUUAAGUCCUAAACUGUUGGUUAUGUCAUUUCAAAUGUAUGUUUCGAAUAAAGCGUUUCUUUUUAUGUA
Molecule: messenger RNA, 4128 nt
Organism: Drosophila takahashii
Lineage: Eukaryota; Metazoa; Arthropoda; Insecta; Diptera; Drosophilidae
Gene: dlt
Product: codanin-1 like protein dlt
Biological process (GO): chromatin organization
Cellular component (GO): nucleus
Source: RefSeq, a predicted model, not a curated record